This is a messenger RNA of Saccharomyces eubayanus, 708 nucleotides long. It is a transcript of the gene SMU2, whose product is annotated as Smu2p. The transcript has a single exon. The coding region runs from base 1 to 708 and encodes 235 amino acids. The record is from RefSeq and is a predicted model, not a curated record. Lineage: Eukaryota; Fungi; Ascomycota; Saccharomycetes; Saccharomycetales; Saccharomycetaceae.
AUGGAUAUCGGAUCACAAACAACAGGAACCAGGAAUCCUCAGACCAGCAAAGUCAGUGUGGGGAAUGAAAGCCCUUCUGCCAACAACGAGAGCAACACAAAUAAAGAUAGAAAUAGAAAUAGAAACAAAAAUAGAAACAGAAACAGAAACAGAAACAAAGAUAGCAAGAAAGAAGAUAAUCCUGAUUCUGUAAGGGUGAAUCAGGAAGGACAAACGGGAAAACUGCAAACGAAAAACCGAAAACGAAAAGACAACAAUGAAACUAAUAAAAAGAAAACCUUAGAACACCCAAAGGAAAUGAACGAGGAUAAGCAAAAACAAAUUGCGAAGAGGCAAGACGAGAUCGAUCAGUGUAUUUAUAUCCUACCUGGUUUUAGGCUAUUCAAAAAAGGCAGACAUAUCACCUCUUUUGGCUACCGAAUACAUUUUAUGACAGAUUCUGGUAAGGUUUCCCAAGACGUCUUGAUUAAUAUACCUUUAGAAUAUCCAAAUGUGCCGAUCAAGUUAUCAAUGAGAAAUAACGAAAGCGAUUCUUCUUACAUGGAAACUGUGAUAACGAAUUUCAACUGGAAAGCUCGCGAAUUGACCAAGAAAAAUUGGAGGAUCCCGUCUCAAAUAAAUUUUCUGGUUAGCGAGCUUGAGCUGUUGAAGCAGGCGAAUUUUAAACAAAUUGAUAAACUACGUAAUAGCUUUUACAAAACAGUAUAA